UCUCAAAAAUAUUUUGUUUUUCAUAAUAUAAUAUAAAAAUACUUCAAUUAUUUAACCAAAAAAUAAUUUUGAAUAUAAUAUCGCAGUUAUCGAACUAGUUGUGGAUGAAAUAUAUAGUUGAGAUUUCUCAGUUAUUUCAUUUUGCUAAUAAAAAUACCAGACUUUUAUGACAUACCAAAUCAAGCAACCUUGGAUAUCAAAAUACAAAGUAACUGAUUUUUUUAACGAUCAAAGUCGUUCAUGUAUAUUUGCGUUCGAAUUAUUUUUUUAUCUUUUUUUUUUAAUAUUUUAUUACAUUUAAAUUAAACAAUUUAUUAAUUCCUACAUUUUAUUAUUUUAAUAAAUAUUAUAACUUUAUGUUUCAAAAUAAUAAUAAAUUAAUCAAAAUAAAGAUAAAUUCUAUUAAGAAAAAUCUAAAUAAUAUAGUUUAAAGAUAUAUAUGUAUAUUAAUUUAAUAAUGAAAAUUUAACAAAGAGAUAUAAAUAUAAUUAAAAUACGUAAAAAUAAAAAAUAAAAUGUAAUAAAAAAAUAUUAAUUACAAAUUGUACAUGAAAAAAUCAUAUAUAUAAAAUAUAAAUCAUAUUAGCAGAAGUUAACGAAAUAAUAAUACAUAAUAGUGCAUAUAUAAACAUGAGAUACAAUAAUCUUAAUAUUUAAUGAAACAAAUAGGAAAAAAAUAAAAUAAAAAUUCGGAGAUAUAUUAUCUCCAAAAUGAAUGCAGAUGAAACAAGCACAAUAAGAACAAAUUGCAGAACGAAGAUAAAAAUAUAAUAAAAAUUGAAAAAUUAGUGCCAAACUGCUAUUCCACAAAUGAAAUAUAUAUAAAUAAAGUGAUGAAAUAAUAAAAAAAAGAUAGAAAUAAAAUAAAAAUUGAUUAUCAACAUCACUUCUUAAGUAUCAAUGAUAUCUUUUUAAAAUAGAAUAAAAUAAAAUUGAGGAUCAGUGUUUUCUCUUGAUAAUUUUUGAAUAAUUUUGGCAUUCAAGUAAUGAUACUAAUUUUCAAUUUUUAUUCUACUUUAUCUUGCCUUUAAAGAAAUACCUCUAAGACUUGACAGAUGGCAUUAAUGGUUAUUUCUUAUUCUAUUUCUGUCCUUCUUUUAUUAUUUGCUCUCUUUGUCUAUAUUUGUUUCGUUUGUGAUACACUAGAGAUGGCGUUGAUUUCUGAAUUUUUAUUCUAUUUCUCUCUUUUUCUCACUACUUGUUCUAUUAAAUGUUAAGUCUAUUCUAUAGCUCAAUUGUGAUGUACAUAUAUUGUAAAUCAAAAUAUGCCAAAGGAAUAUAAUGUCACUUGAACUAAAGAUGAAGUUAAAAUUGAAUUCAUGUUAUACAUAAAAAAAAUAUAUACAUUUUCGAAGGUACUAGAAAAUUGUAGAACAUAAUCACGGGAAGACAUUACGUAUAACUAGUUUCACUGUAAUCAAGAAGUGGCGCUAGUUGUCCAUUUCUGGAGCUUUCUGAAAAUCUGCGCCGGCUCAAGAGUGUGCAUUCACGAGUCAUCACGUAUCUUUGCAAGCAUAAAAGAACGAGUUGCGAAAAAUAGAACGAAAGUAUCACUGUUCUGAAGUCAAUCGUAAUGGACCAGGUAUAUUUACUGAAACAAAAAGGUAAUUCUGCUUUAGAAGAAGGAAGAUAUGAAGAGGCUAUUAAACAUUAUACAGAAGCAAUUGGCUUAGAUGAAAAUAAUCAUGUUUUAUAUAGUAAUAGAUCUGCAGCUUUUGCUAAAGCAGGAAAAUAUAAACAAGCGUUAGAGGAUGCUGAGAAAACUGUGAAUUUAAAACCUGAUUGGGGAAAAGGAUAUUCACGUAUGGGUAGUGCAUUAGCUUAUCUAGGUAAAUUGAAUGAAUCUAUUAAAGCAUAUGAAACUGGUCUACAAUAUGAUCCUGGCAAUGUCCAACUUCAAAGUGGUUUAGCUGAAGUUAAAGCUCAACUUUUAAUGGCUGCCAAUCCUUUCAAUAGACCAGAUCUUUUUGUAAAACUUGCAAAUGAUCCUAGAACUAAAAGCUUUUUGCAAGAUCCAGGAUAUUUAAAACUUUUGGAUACUCUUAGAAAUAAUCCAGAUGCUACAGCUCAAAUGUUAUCGGACAAACGAAUACUUACUACUCUUAGUGUAUUAUUGGACAUGGAUACUGAUGUAGAAAUGCCAAUGCAUAAAGAUUCUGAAUCAGAAUCUCCUAAACCUAAACAGGAACCACCUAAACCUCAGAAGAAAGAAGAAGAAGAAGAUUAUAGUACACCUCAAAAGCAAGCACAACGUGAGAAACAAUUGGGUAAUGAUGCUUAUAAACAGAAAAAAUUUGAAAUAGCUCUUGAACACUAUAAUAAGGCAGUUGAAUUAGAUCCUACAGAAAUCAUUUACUUAUUAAACAUAGCAGCAGUAUAUUUUGAACAGAAAGAAUAUGAUAAAUGUAUUUCUCAAUGUGAAAAAGCUAUUGAAGUUGGAAGAGAAAAUAGAGCAGAUUUUAAAUUAAUAGCUAAGGCAUUUACUAGAAUUGGACAUGCAUAUAAAAAAAUGGAGAACUGGAAACAAGCAAAGGUGUAUUACGAAAAAUCUAUGUCAGAACACAGAACACCAGAAAUUAAAACUCUUCUUUCAGAUAUUGAUAAAAUCAUCAAAGAAGAAGAAAGGAAAGCAUAUAUUGAUCCAGUAAAAGCAGAAGAAGAAAAGGAACUUGGAAAUGAAAAAUACAAAGAAGGAGAUUAUCCAGCAGCAAUAAAACAUUAUUCAGAAGCUAUUAAAAGAAAUCCUGAUGAUCCAAAAUAUUAUAGUAAUAGAGCUGCUUGUUAUACUAAAUUGGCAGCAUUUGAUCUCGGAUUAAAGGAUUGUGAGAAAUGUGUAGAAAUUGAUCCAAAGUUUAUUAAAGGUUGGAUAAGGAAAGGUAAAAUAUUACAAGGAAUGCAACAACAGGGAAAAGCUCUCACUGCUUAUCAAAAAGCAUUGGAAUUAGAUCCUUCAAAUAGUGAAGCAUUAGAAGGAUAUCGUUCAUGUGCUGUUUCUGUUAGUUCUAAUCCUGAGGAAGUAAGAAAGAGAGCAAUGGCAGAUCCAGAAGUUCAAAGUAUAUUACGGGAUCCUGCUAUGAGACUUAUUUUAGAGCAAAUGCAAAGUGAUCCUAGAGCUUUACAAGACCAUUUAAAAAAUAAAGAUGUAGCAGCAAAGUUGCAAAAACUUUUGGAAUCAGGUUUAAUAGCUAUUCAUUGAAGAUGAAAAUGUCCGUAUUUGUGCAUAGCUCUGUGCAUGACAUUUUAUUGUCGCCAAGUUCCUUUGAUAUUAUGGAAACAAUGCUGUUCGUUCUAUUUUUGUGUAUUAGGAAUAUGUUAUUUAAACAAACAGGUCACCUACUGGCAUAUUCACCUUAUAUCUGUGUUCUGAAGAGCUAUUGUCAAAUAUAAGUUCCGUUGUAUACAAAUAUUUUCGCGAGAAUGCAGUGGCCUUCUGGUCAUAGACCACUUUUUCAUUGUAAAUCUUCGUACAAUAGUUAUGUAUGUUUUAAUAUGUCUUAUAGAGUUUAACUCUAUCAACUUAUUAUAUAAUUACAAGCUUUUACAUAACUUUUGCAUAAAAUAACACUUCCAAUUGUAAAUCAUCAAUAUCAAUGACAUCAAGUAUGUUAGUAUAUUUUAAAUUUGUUACAUAAACUAAGUUAAAUCAAAUUAUAUUAAAUCAGAUUAGCCUUGAUAAACAUUUCCAUGCGUCAAACGUGUAUUUAGAUUUAUUUUAUAUAUAAGCGAAUAUAAUUUUGGUUUAAAGCACUAAUACUGUAAUAAUAAAACAGGAUAACAAUAGCGAUAAUUACAGUAAUUAUAAUAAUAAUAAUUGUAUGAUUUAUUUAAAAUCAAAUUCAGUUCAAUAUAAAAAUAUGAUAAACAGUGUAA
Molecule: messenger RNA, 3870 nt
Organism: Apis cerana (Asiatic honeybee)
Lineage: Eukaryota; Metazoa; Arthropoda; Insecta; Hymenoptera; Apidae
Gene: Stip1
Product: Stress-induced phosphoprotein 1
Molecular function (GO): Hsp90 protein binding
Source: RefSeq, a predicted model, not a curated record